GGCUGCCAACAUUGCUGCCCGAGCUUGGAGCAGCUGAAAGUUUUUUUGGCGAACCAGAUUGUGCAUGAUUCUUGGCGCACAGAGAUUGUACAGCCAUGUAUAGCUUUGUGGGCCAGGCAGCCCACCAUCGGUGGGGACUCCUUCUGGUCCUUGCCGCCGUACUUUUCGUGACAAUUGAGGCCCAGGGUUCAUCCUCAAGCAGCAGCGUCAGCUCAUCUGACUCGAAUACUUCACCGUAUCCACAAAAAUUACCUUGCAAAGACAACUCUGGUAAUAUCUAUAGUGAUGGGGAAAGUUUUGAUAUGACUGACUGUUCCUCCUGUAUUUGCAACAAUGGCACACUGAAGUGCACCUUUGAAUCAUGCCAGCCGCCAACGUGUCGAGAGCCAAAGAACUUUCCUGGUGAAUGCUGUCGUCUAUGCCCAUACAAUGUGACCGUGAAUGACGUUACACCAAGCAUCAGUGGGAGUGGUAUUGUCAGGGAGGGUCAGGCAGAGAAUGAACUCUCUGUGAAUUUGGAUGUGCUGUAUGCCAACACCAGAGAGACCACAAGUGUUACAGGCCAGGGCCUGUGGGCAACUAGAUUAUGGAUCAGCAGCGAUGAAGAUGGGUCCAGUGAACUGUCAGGCACGGUGGUGGAGCAAGCCCUGACGGAAGGUCAGCAAUCCAAGGACCUGUCCAAGGCUGGAGGGGCUACCAAUUUCUACAUCAAUGACAUCAGGUACCAAUUUGACAUGACGGGGCACACUUGCGAUGAUGCUAAGUACCUCUGCGCCAAAUUCGACAAAGGAGAAAACCCCCAGCCGGCCAAGGACUUCUUACCAUUUGCAUUUGAAGCUAGGCCAUCGGAGGAUGUGCUGACUGGCUGCACUGAAAUACAGAACUGUCAAGGAGUGACAAUCCGUGGCUUAAGGGCCAGUGGGAGAACUGACAGUCUAGUGGUAGGCCGGCAGGCGGAUGUUACCAUCGACGCCACCGCAACAUUCACUGACCAGAGCCGCGACAUCGCUGGAUCCGGGCUGUGGCGUUUGGGCAUCUUUGGAAGCAAGAAUGACGACGGCACAGGGGAGAAGUUUGACUACCAAAGCCAGACCCUGAGCGCCGCCCAUCAGGCCCGACCUUUGACCCCUGGGGGAUCCCGCGAGUUGACCUUCACCGGUGCCAAGGCCAAGUUUGAUUGGCUGUCCGUGGGCUGCAACGAUUUCAACUACCUGUGCUAUGAUUUCUCAAAGGGCCCCACGCCCAAUCCCGAUUUCUCAUUUUCAGCUCUGCCCUCAGGUGACACAAUGACUCUCUGCAAUGAGCAGGAAUGCAGAGCAGGAACCACAAUAUCCAGUACUAGCGCCCGUCUCAACAGUGGCAAGGUAGCGGAUGGCAGAACCAGCAACCCCUACUCCAUCUCCUACUCCGCCACAGGUGGCGGCACGGGCAUUGUCGGGAAUGGCAUGUGGGCGCUGAGUGCCUACGGCAGCCCCAACGCUGAUGGCUCCGGCAAGAUGCUCGGGGAGCAGAGCCAGGUCUUCACCCAGCAGCAGGCCGACAUGGACUUCCUGCCGGCUGAGAGCACCCGGCUGGACUAUGGCAAUGUGGACUUUAACUUUGACAUGACGGGCCUGACCUGCGAGGAUGUCAAGUACAUCUGCCUGAAGCUGAGGAAGGGGGAUAACCCCCAGCCUGACUUCACCCUGACCCCCGAACCCAAUGAGGAUGUCAUGAGGAGUUGUGUACCAGCAGAAUGCUCAGGAGUCAUUGCCGAUCGAUUUGACUGGAGUUACGAUGCCGGAAAUCCCAUCCCCGGUCAGCAAACACCCGUCACAUUCAAUGCCGAACUCGGCACCCGGAGUGGUAGCCGAGACCUGUCCGGCUCGGGGCUGUGGAGGAUGGGCAUGUACGGGAGCAGGAGCCCCGAUGGUGAUCCCUCGGACCGCUUCGGCUACGUCAGCCAGGCCCUGAAUCCAGAAGGGGCAUCAACAUCACUCACGGGUGGGUCCACCAUGUACAUUCGGAACCAGCAGACAGACUUUGACAUAGGCUCCAUCGGCUGCAACGAGUACGGGUACGUGUGUGCUGAGUUCACCAAGGGAAACAUGCCUGAACCAGACUUCCGAUUUGAGGUCAGUGGCCGGACUGACGUGAGCGACAACGUUCUGACAUCGUGCAAGAAACAGAAGUGCUCAGCUCGUGCUGUGUUCACCGGUUUGGAGUCCUCCAUUAGAGGAGAUGGUCCAGUCAUUGAGGAGAAGCAAGACAAUCAGUUGGUCAUGGACAUUACAGGUGUCACCGGUGAAGGGUCCACUAGAGUGUCGGGAUCCAACCUCUGGAAUGUGGGCCUGUACGGCAGCGCCAACCGUGAUGGCCGCGGCCGCAAGCUUGCUUACCAGGAGCAGGUCCUGAGCCAGCCUCAGAGGGAUCAGACCCUAGAGAUGGACGAGGACCUUCCCUUCCCCAAUACCCAAGUCAGUUUUGACAUGAGAGGGCUGCAGUGCGUAGAUGUGAAAUACCUGUGCACAGAGCUGCGCAAGAAUCGUGAUGCUGAUCCUGAUUAUACUUUUGAUGCUGAGCCAAACGAGAGGGCCCUUGUUUCCUGUACUGAGCUUGGAGAUAGAUGCAAAGGUGUGACAGUUACUGACAUGGACUGGUCUUACGAGACUGGCCAAAUGCAGUAUGGAAUGCCGACCCCCCUGUCCAUCGAUGCAACAGUGCGGACAACCCCGGAGAGCCGUGAGCUGGAGGGCACCGGGCUGUGGAAGAUGAACCUGUUCGGCAGCCGCAAUGCUGAUGGUUCUGGCCAGAGACAACCGCAGCGUACCCAGAUCCUGGAUCCCUACAACCAGGCUAAAGCCUUGCCGGCUGGGGGACCUGUUCAGUUCAAUGACGUCAACACCAGACUUGCCAUGGAGGAUCUGGGCUGCGGGGACUUCCAGUACCUCUGCUUGGAGUUUGAGAAGGGCGAUUAUGCUGACCCUCGCUAUUCAUUCCGAACAGCCGGUCCAGGAGACUCCAUCAUCAACUGUAAAUCAGUGGAUUGUGGAGGUGUGUAUGUGUCUGGUGUGGACUCAACGCUGGUUGGUGGCGAUCUGUUCGAAGGCAAACCUGCCAACUCCAUUCAGUUUGACACCCUUGUUCAGACUACUGAUGAAAGCAUCCCAAUGGUUGGCCGCAACAUGUGGCGACUAAACCUUUACGGCAGCGAGCGCCCCAAUGGACAGGGCCCACGCUACAACCCUCAAGAGCAAGUUCUGUCUGAUUACUUCAGUAGCCGGGAGCUUAUGACUCCCGGAGAAGCUCUCACCUUCCAGACUAUCAACACCGAAUAUGACAUGACAGGGGUGGACUGCAGGAGACUGAGGUACCUCUGUACUGAGUUCAGCCGCAACCCCAGCUCCUCACGGGACUUCGAGCUAACCCCCGUCCCCAACGAGAGAGUGCUCAGAGACUGUAUGGAGGUGCCUGAUGACAUGUGUAGAGGAGUUGUUAUUGACGAUAUGGACUGGAACAUGCGAGUGUUGUCCGACAAAGUUGUCUCUGGUCAGGCAUCACCGAUUAGACUCUCUGUUGACGUUGAGCCAAGAGCGUCAGCAGGCAGCGCCAGUGGUGACAGCCUUUGGCGUGUCGGUGUCUUCGGCUCCACCAGGCCUGAUGGCAAGGGCAAGCAGAUUGGACUCAGGCGGCAGAUCCUGAACCGUGAGCAAUCCAGCCGGGACCUGACGGCCGGCGAGACCCUGUCCUUCCCUGAAAUUGACACAGAGUUCGACCUGUCGGCCAUUGGCUGUGAUUCAGAGUUCCAGUACCUGUGUGUGGAGUAUGCAAAGGGUCUACGGGCUCGGCCAGACUUUAAGUUUGAGAAUGCUCGUGGUGGAGAGGUGGUGACAAGGUGUAAAGACCAAGAAUGCCGUAAAGGGGUGAAAGUUCAAGGUUUGAACGUCCUUGGCAAUGAUUACUCAGUCUUGAAAGAGAAUGAUCCCUACAACCGGGUCAUGUUUGACAUGACUGCUGUCACCACCCCCGACAGCGGUGGGGUCUAUGGUGAUAACCUGUGGGACCUCACCCUGUUUGGCAGCCAGUUCGAGAACGGUGCUGGCCGUCGCUUCAAUGAGCAGAGAGGGGCAUUCAGCAACUACCAGCGCAACAAGGAUGCCUACCCAGGGGAGGACAUCGACUUUGGCAUGGUGGACACCAACUUCAACAUGAAGGGCUUGACUUGCAACGACGUGCGCUACCUGUGCGCUGAGCUGAAUCAGGGCGCCAGACCAGACCCGCCAUUUGAGUUCACACCUGUGCCCGAUCGAAGCGUUCUCAGGAAAUGCUUUCGUCAAAAAUGUGAUGGUAUUACAAUUGACAGUACCGACUUGAGAGGGGAUGACUUUGACAUCAGUGAAGAAACCACUGAGAUCGAGUUUGAUGUCAGUGUGACCUCCAACCCCAACAGUGGUGAUGCCACCGGAGCGAACCUCUGGAGGCUGAACACCUUUGUCUCCAACUAUCCCGACGGGACAGGGACUCGCCGCAACCUGGUCAGACAGACCCUGACCCCUGAGAUGGCUAGUCGCGACCUUAGGUCAGGCUCGAGGCUGAACUUCAACAACCUGGCAGCCCGCAUCAAUAAGGAGGAUCUGCCUUGUGAAGAAGGGGGUGGAUAUUUGUGUGUUGAGCUUUCCAAGGGGGAUACAUCCACUCUUGAUUUCACAUUGGCGGGAUCACGGGAAGGUGCCUUGAAGAAGUGUCGAAAACUAAAUUGUGUCAAGGCUGUCAAGCCCGAAAAAGGACAAAGGGGAGACAAGGGAUAUCCAGGAGAACCAGCUCGUGUACCUGAUUUUCCCAUGGCUGGUCCUCCCGGCCUACCAGGUGUUGCUGGACCACCAGGAUUUAGCGGCGAUAAAGGUUACCCUGGCCGUAUGGGACCAAGUGGUCUCAAGGGACAAAGAGGUGAUCCUGGACUACAGGGAUAUAACGGAGUGGAAGGUCCCCCCGGACCCCCUGGACCCCCUGGCGAGGCGCUCGCCCCAACUUAUCAGCAAGGAUAUUAUGCCGGCAAGGGACCAGGUUACGGAUAUGCGGCUGGAGGAUAUGCACCACAACAACUCAUCCAAGGACCACCAGGACCCCCCGGAGCUCCGGGAGCCCCAGGACAACGUGGUGCUCAAGGACUCCAGGGUGUUCAGGGAGACACUGGAAGUGUUGGUUCACCUGGACCUUCAGGACCACCAGGACCACGAGGUGAAGAUGGUGAUGACGGCAGAGACGGAAGUGACGGUAGCUCUGGUCCAAUCGGCCCUGCUGGAGCAAUUGGAAGACGGGGUCCCACUGGCUACCCAGGAAGACCAGGCGCCCAAGGACACAAGGGAUGGAGAGGUGCUCGCGGCCGCAAGGGAGCACGUGGUGACACUGGUGAGGUUGGUGACGGCGGGGCCAGUGGAGCAGCUGGAGCCGCUGGAGCCGCUGGAGCACGAGGUGAGCGCGGAGUUCAAGGAGAGAGAGGGGAGCGUGGAUCUCGUGGAGUUGCUGGAGUCCGAGGACAAGACGGCAGUGAUGGUGAUAUUGGAAAUGCUGGACCCCAAGGAGCCACUGGACCAAUGGGCGCUAUGGGAGCAUCUGGUGCCAAGGGAGAUGCAGGACCUCAGGGUGAUCAGGGCAUCCAAGGCAUCCAAGGUCAGGCUGGUGAGAGCGGCUCUGAUGGCGCCCCUGGUGCAACCGGUGCUAAUGGAAAUGAUGGACAGGAUGGUGCUGCUGGGGCAAUCGGUGAUGUGGGCGGUGCUGGUGGCCCUGGCCCUGUUGGUGCACCUGGAGCUAGGGGACCUGCUGGUGCCCGUGGAGCCACUGGACCCGGCGGUGAGCCUGGUGGCCAAGGCUACCCUGGACUGGCCGGAUCUCGUGGUGCUGACGGUGCUCGUGGUGUGACUGGGGCAGCCGGAAUUCGUGGUGAACCUGGUCCCGACGGCAGUGAAGGUGGUGAUGGUCCUGAUGGUCCUGCUGGUUCUGCUGGUCCCCGUGGACCUGCUGGUGCCCGUGGAGGUAUCGGCCCUGGUGGACCUCUUGGGCCAAGUGGUGCCAUUGGUAUACGAGGUGAUGUUGGACCACAAGGGGCAAGAGGUGCUCCUGGAGAGAAGGGAGAUGCGGGUGCUCAAGGACGUACCGGUGAUGCUGGCGCACCUGGACAAAGGGGUUCUGCUGGAUCCAAUGGACGUUCAGGAAAUGACGGCAAGCCAGGACCAGCUGGACCUGGUGGAAGUGAUGGAAGACCAGGACCCCCCGGCCCAAGUGGAUUACAAGGAGCUAGAGGCGCCGUAGGUCUAGCUGGAGCCCCAGGAGCAGGCGGAGAAGAAGGGAGGACCGGACCUGCAGGAGCCACUGGACCAAGAGGCGCUGCUGGUACCCCUGGAGAUAUUGGACCUCAGGGCCCAGCUGGACCUGCUGGAGCUCAGGGUGCGCGUGGAGAUGCCGGACCACAGGGAGGUAUCGGACCUGGAGGAACCAACGGUGGAGUUGGAGCACCAGGUCCACGUGGAGCCCAGGGCAAACGCGGUGCUACCGGUGUAGCUGGACCCCCAGGACAGGGUGGACCACAGGGAAUGGCUGGUGACCGUGGUGCUCAAGGACCAAUGGGCUUGGCUGGACCUACAGGACCAGAUGGCGACGCUGGAGCUGAUGGACGUGAUGGACGCGAUGGAGAACCAGGUGACAAGGGAGCUGCUGGUGAUGUUGGACGCCUUGGAAUCCCAGGCCUCCCUGGAGCCCCAGGAGACCGCGGUGGUGUUGGAGCCAUUGGAAAUGUGGGAGCGCCUGGUGCCAAAGGAGCAACUGGUAAGCGUGGACCAUCCGGAAGUCCAGGAUCUAGAGGUCCCUCUGGUCCCCCAGGACAACCAGGAUCCCAAGGUCUGAGGGGUGAACCUGGAGGUACUGGGCGAUCUGGAGCUACUGGUCCCCAAGGAUCUAAAGGGAACCCUGGUGAGAGAGGGAGACAAGGUGAUCGCGGAGCCCAAGGUAUCCCAGGAGGACAGGGACCACAAGGAGCAGAAGGAGCUCGUGGAGAGAAGGGACCCAAAGGAAAUCCUGGUGAUCAAGGAGUCCAGGGAUCAGUGGGUGCUCCAGGCCGUACUGGCGCUCCUGGAGCCACAGGAGCCCAAGGAAGCCGCGGAGAUGUCGGUGAACAAGGAGCAGUGGGAGCAGGAGGACCUUCUGGGCCCAUAGGUAUGCCCGGAGCCACUGGUGCCCCUGGAUCGAGAGGAGAAGUUGGACCCCCAGGACCCAGUGGCAAGCUUGGAGCUCCGGGUCAACGUGGUGAGACUGGUUCUUCAGGCCCAGCAGGUAUCCGUGGUGCUGCAGGACCCCAAGGACCUUCCGGUGCACGUGGUGACGACGGCAGGAAUGGAGCUGAUGGAGCUCCCGGCCCUGCUGGACCACAAGGCCCAUCUGGUAUCAUCGGAGAAAUUGGUGGCAUGGGAGGAAUGGGAGCCCCAGGACCAACUGGCCCUGCUGGACGCCCUGGUGCUGAUGGAGCUCCAGGUAAACGUGGAUCUCCUGGAUCAGACGGUGCUCCUGGAUCCUCAGGAGUCCAGGGUCCCAAGGGACCACGCGGAUCCACCGGAUCUGACGGCAGAGACGGUUCAGACGGAGCUCCUGGCGCUAAGGGAGGAAAAGGACCUCAAGGUGACAAGGGACCUCAAGGACCCCAGGGACCUGCUGGAAGUGCCGGAAUGCCUGGCCGACAAGGACCAAGCGGUGGUCCAGGUGAGCGUGGAGCUCGUGGACCCGCUGGACCCGCUGGAUCAAGAGGCAGCCAGGGACCUGACGGUGACAUGGGACCGGCUGGACCUGCUGGACCCGCAGGAGCCCGCGGAGAGACAGGUGCAACUGGCGCCCAGGGCCACAAGGGAUGGGGAGGUGCUCCCGGAGCCCCAGGACCCCAGGGACCCAAAGGCUCUACUGGAGCUCCUGGUGAGAACGGACGGCCUGGACCUGCAGGACCUGCUGGUAUUGAUGGUGCUCGUGGUAGAAAUGGAAGGGAUGGUGCACAAGGCCCCCGUGGAAUGACUGGACCAGCAGGCCAACGUGGUCCUUCUGGAAGGUCUGGACCAGCUGGACCCCCAGGACCCCCAGGACCUGCCGGAGCACCUGGAGCUCUCAGCUAUUCAGGAUAUGCCUAUUCUGGUUCGUAUGCCACUUCUCAAGUCGACAAGGGACCCAACCCAUACGCUGGCUAUUAUGGAGACGAUGCCACCAUUGAAGAGGAUGACUACGAGGCCCGCAUUAUCCAGCUUAGGAACCGCAUCGAGAGGUUGUUGCUACCCAACGGUGAGCCAGAGUAUCCAGCCCGCUCCUGCAAGGAUCUCUUCAGGUGCCACCCCAUACUCCCAAGUGGUUACUACACUCUUGACCCAAGUGAGGGAUCCCACUAUGACAAAUUUGUUGCCUACUGUGACAAGAAGACCAACGCCACCUGCAUCCACCCAGAUAACAAGAAGAUUCCUUUUGGCACCUAUUACCUUGGCGAGAUUGAGGAACCAAUUGACUUCUCUGAAAUGAAAAAUGGCUCAAUGAUCAGUUACAGCGUCAAGCCCGUCCAGCUGACCCUCCUGCGACUCAUCUACUCCCAGGCCAAGCAGAACCUCACCUAUCACUGCAGGAAUUCCCACGCCGUGGCCAACAAAUUCGGUAGCACGGCGAAAGCUCUGACCCUAGUGGGACCCAACGACGUGCGAAUGAACAUCAAGAACACCCGGAAAGACUUGCAGUAUGAAGUGGAAGGAGAAGACGGGUGUCAGGUACAUGACAACACCUGGGGAAAGACCACUGUCUCCGUCACUACAAAGAAAACCGAACGUCUACCCUUGGUUGACUUUGCCGUGUCAGACGUGGGCAGAGCCAAGCAACAAUUUGGGGUGGAAGUCGGCCCUGUCUGCUUCUCGUAGAUGGACAUCCACCACCAAGUGCUGACUCCAUAAUAGUGUAGAGUUUAAAUCACAGCAUUAAUGCAUAGGGAAGUCUUUAUUUACAAAAAAACAAACCCUGCCUGUAGGAAAUUAGUAACCUCUCACUAUUGUGAUGGAGUCGCACUUUUUGAGAAAACAAUUUGCUUUUUAAAAAAAAUUGACAAACGAGUGAGGUUUUUGACUGAUGGUGCUUUUCUUAUAUCAUUAAUUAAAAAAUAAUGAAGAACUUUUUUGAAGGUAUUCGUGUUUUGUGAAGAAAAUUUCACGUCGGGCAACAGCAACUUGUGUUUUGUGAACCUCCUGUGCCCUGUUUAUUUUCUUCUGAAAAGAAAAAACCGAAAAAAACUGGUGCUAGAAUCCCUCGGCAGACAGGCUGGCAAAUGUAGCUUAGACUGUGAAUGCUUGGGGGUGGUCCCUGAAUAGAUAAUAGAAACUGUGUGCGUGUCUCUCUCUCCCGUGUGUGUUUCUUUUGUGUUCCUAGUUGUGUCUUUGCUUCCUCAAAAGGCAGUCGGAAGUCUCUGGUUGGGAAGGUUUCACUGGUUCCAUCUAGAAAAACUUCAAGACAUCAAAUGAACCGCAACUGAAGUUGUUGAGUAAUCUCAACACAUAUGCACGUGUCAUUCAGGUCACUGCAUUUAAACCUCAAAUUAAACAUUUCAUUUAGCACAGCAUUGUCAUUAACAAAAGCACUUUUUUGUGUAAACAUACCCUAUUUUUCCAGCUUGGGGUAAUACAAAGUACAUGGUCUUUGGCUUUGAAAGGUCCCUAACUGCUCAGCUCAGCGUUAAGUGAGUUUUUGAAUUUCAUUGCUGCUUUCUGUGUUUUUUCUUUCUUUCAUUGUUUUAUAUAGUCAGAAUAAAGCUUCCCUAUGAUAAAAAAAAA
Molecule: messenger RNA, 9812 nt
Organism: Acanthaster planci (crown-of-thorns starfish)
Lineage: Eukaryota; Metazoa; Echinodermata; Asteroidea; Valvatida; Acanthasteridae
Molecular function (GO): extracellular matrix structural constituent
Source: RefSeq, a predicted model, not a curated record